Messenger RNA from Mangifera indica (mango), 1877 nucleotides. RefSeq lists its product as uncharacterized. The record is from RefSeq and is a predicted model, not a curated record. Lineage: Eukaryota; Viridiplantae; Streptophyta; Magnoliopsida; Sapindales; Anacardiaceae. The transcript is spliced from 2 exons. The coding region runs from base 163 to 1536 and encodes 457 amino acids.
UAUGAAAUUAAAAAAUAAAAUAAAAACUUAGUCUAUUAGAAAGAGAAAAUUGAAGUCUCGUAAACUUGGCUCGAUUUACGUGUUCAAUUUUAUUUUCUUUUCUUAGUUUGAUCACCUUCUCGGGACAGUUUAAUUUUAUAUUUUCUCGAGAAAAUUUUGGAGAUGAGAGGCGUGAAUGGAGAUUCAAGAGCUUUGAACAACACUUUGGAGACCAUAAGCGCGGCUGCUACUGCGAUCGCUUCUGCUGAGAAUCGUGUGCCUCAAGCUGCGGUUCAGAAGAGAAGAUGGGGUGGCUGCUUUUACUGGUGUUUUGGAUUUCACAAGGACAGGAAACGAAUUGGGGGUGCUGUCUGUGUUCCUGAACCAACGUCCUCCCGAAUUGAUGCAUCCACCGCUGAAAAUCUAACACAAGCACCUGCCUUAGUCCCUCCCUUCAUUGCACCUCCCUCCUCCCCUGCAUCUUUCCUUCAAUCAGAACCUCCUUCUGCUACACAAUCACCAGCAGGUUUAGUUUCUUUCAACUCUAUAUCUGCCAACAUGUACUCCCCUAGUGGACCUGCCUCAAUUUUUGCUAUUGGUCCUUAUGCUCAUGAAACCCAGUUAGUCUCACCUCCUGUCUUCUCGACCUUCACCACGGAGCCAUCAACUGCUCCUUUUACUCCACCUCCUGAGUCUGUCCACUUGACUACACCUUCCUCACCUGAGGUGCCAUUUGCACAGCUUCUUGAACCUAAUCUCCGAAGUAGUGAGGGUGGUCAGAGAUUUCCAUUUUCCCAAUAUGAAUUUCAGUCUUACCAUCUUUAUCCUGGAAGCCCAGUCGGCCACCUGAUCUCACCUAGCUCUGGCAUCUCAGGUUCAGGAACCUCCUCUCCUUUCCCGGACGGGGAGUUUGCUGCUGGGGGUCCUCAAUUUCCUGAGUUCCGAAUGGGUGAUCGUUCUAAACUGUUGAACCUUGAUAAACUUGCUACCCAUGAAUGGGGGUCACAUCAAGGUUCUGGAUCUUUGACCCCGGACACUGUAAGGUCCACUCCUCGCAAUGGUUUUCUUCUGGACCAUAACACUUCUGAGGUUGCAUUACAGUCGCCAUCGGAGAAUGGACUCCAAAAUGACCAGGUUGUUGGGCAUAGAGUCUCGUUUGAGUUAACUGCUGAGGAUGUUGUAAGAUGUGUAGAUUUGAAGCCAACAACAUUGACUAUAGCUGUAUCAGAAUCUCUACAGAAUGGGGCAACUGCUGAGAGAGAAGAAACUCCCAGAAAAGUCGAAAAUGUUCAUCAGUGUUGUGUUGGAGAAACAUCUGAUGAGACACCAGAACAAGCUGCAGCCGAUGUGGAAGUGAAACUGGCACCUCAGCAUCAUAAGCAGCAAUCUAUCACACUAGGUUCAAGCAAAGAAUUUAAUUUUGACAAUGCAGAUGGAGAUUCAUGUGAGCCUAAACUUGCUUCUGACUGGUGGGCAAAUGAGAAGGUAAUUGGGAAGGAUACCGGGGCCAUUAAAAAUUGGUCCUUCUUCCCUGUGAUUCAGCCAGGUGUGAGCUAACCAACUAACCUGUAUGCUCAACACUUUGUGUCCCUCCGCCAUGUUCAUGGAGCAUUACAACACAACAAAUAAUAGACAGUUUAGGUGUUAUAGAUCGAUGAGAGGGGCCAUUAAAUUGGCUAGCAAGCAAAUUGCAAACACAUGAAGGCUGUUUUUGAGUCCUUCGUGGCCUAAAAACAGGUAAGAAAAGGGGUAUAUUUUGUUUAGUUUUUGCGUGGUGUAAUAUAUAAAUAUCAUAGUUAGCAGUUUUUAGAUCUGUACCUUCAUCUUUUUCCACGUGUAUUCUAAAUGAAUGAUUGAAUAGCAACAAUAAUGAUGCUACAAAUUGAUUUUUAGCGCUA